This is a messenger RNA of Trichechus manatus latirostris (Florida manatee), 3068 nucleotides long. It is a transcript of the gene RALYL, whose product is annotated as RALY RNA binding protein like. Gene Ontology annotation, molecular function: RNA binding. The transcript has 9 exons. Gene Ontology annotation, cellular component: nucleus. NCBI's taxonomy places the organism in Eukaryota, Metazoa, Chordata, Mammalia, Sirenia, Trichechidae. The coding region runs from base 1216 to 2097 and encodes 293 amino acids. The record is from RefSeq and is a predicted model, not a curated record.
UGCCCGUCUUGCGUGUGCGUGUGCGUGUGCUCAGCCUCAGCGUGAGGGGCACCUGCUCGUCUGGCUCACAGCGGAGGCAGCCUCGCCGUGAGCUGCCGCCGCCGCCGCCGCCGGUGCCGCCGCUCUCCGGCGCCGGGCUCCCCGCCGCCGCCGCCGUCUCGCCAGCCGGAGUUGGGCUCCGUGGGGCUCCCCUUCGCAGCCUAGGUCCUUCCCCGCUGCCUGCAAGUCAGCCUGGCUCCGAGUCACGUGUCAGUGCCUGAGGCAGAGCCUGAGAGAAAAAACGCGCUCCAUUCCUUCUUCCACCGCCAUACUGUAUUUUACACUAAAUCUCAUUUUUAUUCCAACAUUUUACUCCCGCUCGGUGAGUACCUUCUCAGUGUGGCAUUCUUGUCCUAUUCUUUUUUUAUUUUUGUCCUUUUUUUUUGUUUUUUCUUCUUUUUUUUCCACCUCUUUGAUUAUUGUUUAUAUUUGGGAAAGCUGGAGGAGCAUGGUUUUGAGCCUUUUCCUGAAUCCAAGUUUUUCUAGCAUGCGAUGGUUCUGUAGACAAGGCGCUGUGUCUGGGAGUCCGCGGCGGCCGUGCCCGCUGGGAGCGACUCCCAAGUCCAGCAAAAUAUGCAACUGGUUUUAUCGAAAAAGCAAUGUGAAGUAUGGUGCCUAAUUUUUUCCUUUGUAAAAAUAAAAAGCAUGUUUCUAACUCUUUUUUUUGCAUACUCUUUUUCUGAUAACAUUUUUGUAUAGGUGGGAUUUUACGGCAGUGUUUACAAGUUUGUGGUCUUGCAAUACUGGUGCUAACCACUGAGCAAAGACAUUAAUUUUAUAUUUUUUUUGUGCCCUUUUUGGAAGCCGGUAACAAGAAAUUCGUUUUUUCCCCUACUGUUUUUGAUACCAUUGAUAACAUCAAACUUUUCUUGCAGCUGGUUACUGGGAUCAUUUUUAAGCAAAAUACUUUUUUCCUCCUUUAACUAUGACUUUUGCACAUUUGACUUUUUUUAAAAAACCGAGAUAAUUUUACGAUAGAUAUCCUGAUAUCUAUAUAUCUAUAUUAUCCCUUCUUCCUCCCCUUCUCCUCCCCGUAAAUCAAUUUUCAAAUGAUGGCAGUGGAAGGUUUUUCUGGAAAAAAAAAAUGAAGUGCGGUUUGGUUUCCUUGUCAACGGAGGAUGAAGUGAACAGCUGAGCAGCUCGCAGAGAGCAGGGUUAAAACGAGGUGAGCCAACCAUGACUGGCAAAACACAGACCAGCAACGUCACCAAUAAGAACGACCCCAAGUCCAUCAACUCUCGUGUUUUCAUCGGCAACCUAAAUACAGCCAUUGUCAAGAAAGUUGACAUUGAAGCCAUUUUCUCAAAGUAUGGAAAAAUCGUUGGAUGCUCAGUGCACAAAGGUUAUGCAUUUGUACAGUACAUGAGUGAACGACACGCCAGAGCUGCAGUUGCUGGAGAAAAUGCCAGGAUCAUAGCAGGCCAACCACUUGAUAUCAACAUGGCAGGGGAACCCAAACCAUACAGACCAAAACCUGGAAACAAGAGGCCCCUUUCAGCACUUUAUAGACUUGAAUCAAAGGAGCCUUUCCUGUCUGUUGGUGGUUAUGUCUUUGACUAUGAUUACUACAGAGACGAUUUCUACAAUCGGUUAUUUGAUUACCAUGGGCGCGUGCCUCCACCUCCCCGUGCUGUAAUUCCACUGAAGCGCCCCAGAGUGGCUGUAACAACGACUCGCAGAGGGAAAGGAGUCUUUUCCAUGAAAGGGGGAUCAAGAUCUACCGUCAGUGGGUCCUCGUCAUCGGGCUCUAAAUUGAAAUCAGAUGAGUUACAGACAAUCAAGAAAGAAUUAACCCAGAUCAAAACUAAAAUUGACUCCUUGCUAGGGCGCCUGGAGAAGAUUGAGAAGCAGCAGAAGGCAGAGGCAGAAGCUCAGAAGAAGCAAUUGGAAGAGCGUAUAGAGCUGAUCCAAGACGAAUGUGUGUCAGAGAAUGCGGAUCACUCUACAGAGGAGCCUGCUGAAGGAGGACCAGAUGCGGAUGGAGAAGAGAUGACUGAUGGGAUAGAGGAGGACUUCGAUGAAGAUGGGGGUCAUGAGCUGUUUCUACAGAUAAAGUGAUUUGAAGUAAUGUGUGAACACCGUAAAAGCAGAGAAGAGAAACUGUGACAACCCCCGGAGAUGUGAAAAGAGGCUUCUUACUGGAUAGCAACAUCUUUGGUUCAAUUUAUAUAAAAACCCAAACAAAUCAAAUGGACAGUACUGUUCAAUUUUAGAAAUUCUAUCUCUUCUCUGUUCUAAGCUGUACAAUUGUCAGGUUUUUAUGGUUUAGAUUGUAAAUGUGUUUUUCCCUGGAUAAUUAUGUUUGUUUUGAUUUGUUUUAAAGUCUUAAAAGUCAUAAAAUGUGAAGGACAUUUAUGAAUGAUAAGGGAGACACUGUAUACAAAUGUAUAUUUGUAAAAGCUAUUUUUAUGAUUAGCAUGUUUUACUGUUGAUCAUCUAUAAAGUCAAGUGAUAUUACAAUUCUACAUUUAAAGCUUAUCUCCAACAUUCGUGUAAGAAAAGAUACAUCAUAUGCUAGUUUUUAUAAUUUAUUUUUAAUUUAUAGUUCAAAAUAAUUCAUAUGGAUAAAAUACUUGAAAAGUUAUAUUUCUGCUCUGUGUAAGCACCAUUUCUAUUAAUGAAGAAUGCAAAUAUUUGAGAUGUCAUACAAUAGUUAAAGGACUGUUGCUUUGACCUGUGACUAAGUUGAGCAUGCUCCACUCUACUGAACUGAAAUGACCUAAUUAUUACCUAAUAUUUCAAACCAGGUUAUGAGAUCCCAUGGAGAGAUUUCAGUGCUCGUAUAGGUGAGAACUAGGAUGGCAAGGAAAAGAUUAUCUUUUCUUUGGAUCCAGAAGUUUAAAUUAGUACAUAAGUCACUGCGUUUCAUCUCCUAUUACUAGGAAUUCUCCAUGCCCAAACAUUCCAAGUGUUUUCCAGACGCUGUUAGUUGUUGUCUUGUGCUGUGGAAAUGGAAGAAACCAUCUUCACAGACUGUAGGAGAAUUCAACAUAUAAUUUCUUAAUAAAUACUGUUUCUUUUAAAACAAA